GUCAAGUUGACAAUUAUUGUUGAUUGAAGGGAACAUCAUAGAAAACUAUGGAAAUAAAAAUUCUUUAAUUUAAUCAUUUUAAUCCUAAUUCUGAAUUCUGAUAAAAAAUCUUUCAAUAAUAUUAAAAAAAAAAUCAUAGUAGUUAAUAGUGUAUCAAUAACUCUAUCACAAUGCCGCGAAUAAUGAUAAAAGGUGGUGUUUGGCGGAACACAGAGGAUGAAAUUCUGAAAGCGGCGGUGAUGAAAUAUGGGAAAAAUCAAUGGUCCCGUAUCGCUUCACUGCUGCACCGUAAGUCGGCUAAGCAAUGCAAAGCGCGAUGGUACGAGUGGCUGGACCCGAGCAUCAAGAAGACGGAGUGGUCGCGUGAGGAGGACGAGAAGCUGCUGCACCUCGCCAAGCUGAUGCCGACCCAGUGGAGGACCAUCGCGCCUAUCAUCGGCCGCACGGCUGCGCAAUGCCUGGAGCGAUACGAAUAUUUGCUGGAUCAAGCACAAAAGAAAGAAGAAGGAGAGGACAUGGGAGAUGACCCCCGCAAGUUGAAGCCUGGAGAAAUUGACCCCAACCCCGAGACCAAACCUGCAAGGCCAGACCCUAAAGACAUGGACGAAGAUGAAUUGGAAAUGCUGUCGGAAGCUCGUGCUCGUUUGGCCAACACACAGGGCAAGAAGGCUAAGAGGAAGGCUCGGGAAAAGCAGCUCGAGGAAGCACGUAGACUUGCAGCUUUGCAGAAAAGGAGGGAGUUGAGUGCUGCUGGCAUUUCCGUUCCAAUGAGGCGUAAAAAGAAGCGUGGUGUGGAUUACAACUCGGAGAUACCGUUUGAGAAGAAACCAGCGUCGGGUUUCUACGACACGUCCACGGAGGUGGUGGACCCCAUGGCCCCGGACUUCUCCCGCCUGCGCCAGCAACAUCUCGACGGCGAGCUGCACUCCGAGAAGGAAGAGAGAGAACGCCGUAAGGAUAAAAACAAGUUGAAGCAACGUAAAGAGAACGAUGUGCCGCAAGCGAUGUUACAAGGCGACGAGCCGGCAAGGAAGCGCAGCAAGCUUGUCCUGCCCGAGCCGCAAGUUACUGAUCAGGAGCUGCAACAAGUGGUAAAGCUGGGGCGCGCGUCGGAGGCAGCGCGAGAAAGUGCGGGCGAGGCGGGCGCGGCCACGGACGCGCUGCUCGCGCACUACGCGCUCACGCCUGCACCCGCUACCGCUCUGCGCACGCCCGUCGACCAGCAGGACAGAAUUCUUAUGGAGGCUCAGAACGUGAUGGCGCUAACGCACGUAGACACGCCUCUGAAGGGCGGGCUCAACACGCCGCUGCACGAGUCGGACUUCUCCGGCGCUCUGCCACAGUCGCAAGCCGUGGCCACGCCCAACACUGUACUCGCCACGCCGUUUAGAUCAGCGCGUAGCGAAGUGUCGACGCCGGGCAGCUUUGCUACUCCCGGACACGGCGCGGGACUUCCCGGACUUAUGACCCCCGGCUUGCGUGACAAGCUAAGUAUCAACCCAGAGGACCGAAUGAGCACAGGCGACACUCCGCAACAGUUUACCCAAAUUCAGAAACAGUUGAAAGCGUCAGUGCGCAACGCACUGCAGUCGCUGCCGGCGCCGCGAAAUGACUACGAGAUUGUAGUACCGGAGCACGAAGAUGAGGCUGCCGACACCGCUGCCGCUGCACGCGUCGAGGACCAGGCAGAUGUGGAGGCGCGCUUGACUAGAGAACAGGAAGAGAAGCGCCAAGCAGCUCGCGCGUUGCGGUCAGCAGCCGUGCAGCGCGGCGCGGCGCGGCCGGCUGAAGUGAACGCGAGCGUGGUGCGCACAGGCGGUCCGCUUACACCGUUACAGCGAGCUGAGGAGCUGCUUAAAGCAGAGAUGCUUACCAUGCUGCACUACGACGCAUUGCACGAUCCGCCGCCAGGUGUGGAAAAGAAGCGAGCGGUACAACUGCAAGCGUCACACCUGGCAUAUUUGGAGCAGCACCCGUAUGAGCAGUUUUCGGCGGAAGAGCUGGCCGCGGCUAAGCAGGAGUUGCAGAAGGAGAUGGAGGUGGUGCGCGCCGGCAUGGGCCACGGCGACCUCGGCCUCGACGCCUACACGCAGGUGUGGGAGGAGUGUCUCGCGCAGGUUUUGUUCCUGCCGGGUCAAAAUAGAUAUACACGCGCUAACCUAGCCAGCAAAAAGGACAGACUGGAAUCUGCAGAGAAACGAUUAGAACAAAAUCGAAAUCACAUGGCGAAAGAAGCCAAAAAGUGUUCUAAAAUGGAAAAGAAAUUAAGAGUUCUCACAGGUGGUUAUCAAAGUAGGACAGCAUCGCUAAUAAAACAAUUUCAAGAACUGCAAGAUCAGAUAGAGGUAGCAAAUUUAGAGUUGUCCACAUUCAAGUUUUUAGCUGAGCAGGAGAAAGCUGCCAUUCCGCGUAGGAUAGAGUCUUUAACGGAGGAUGUAAACAGACAAACGGAACGCGAAAAACAACUUCAGAAGCGAUACGCAGAGCUACAGGCCGAGUUAGAAGACUUACACAAGGGGAGGCAAAGCAAGGAAGUGGAGGCGAAACCUGUAGAAAAACAUCAUUAAUAUAUUAUUAAAUAGUCAACAAUACUACCACUUUUAUGAGUUGCAACGGCAAAAUUUGUUAGCGCAGAAAAGGGCAAUCUAACGCCGACUAAAACCGAAUGUACCGCAAUGAAAUACGGACCUUAAUUUCUUGACGUUAUGGUUUUGAACACAAGACCAACACUCAUGUUAUCUCGUUUAUGAUUCGCGCGUACAAAACAUGGCGCUAUG
This is a messenger RNA of Maniola jurtina (meadow brown), 2777 nucleotides long. RefSeq names its product cell division cycle 5-like protein (gene Cdc5). The record is from RefSeq and is a predicted model, not a curated record. Lineage: Eukaryota; Metazoa; Arthropoda; Insecta; Lepidoptera; Nymphalidae. Gene Ontology annotation, biological process: mRNA splicing, via spliceosome; regulation of transcription by RNA polymerase II. The transcript has 16 exons. Gene Ontology annotation, molecular function: RNA polymerase II transcription regulatory region sequence-specific DNA binding; DNA-binding transcription factor activity, RNA polymerase II-specific. Gene Ontology annotation, cellular component: spliceosomal complex; Prp19 complex. The coding region runs from base 171 to 2567 and encodes 798 amino acids.